Molecule: messenger RNA, 2775 nt
Organism: Notolabrus celidotus (New Zealand spotty)
Lineage: Eukaryota; Metazoa; Chordata; Actinopteri; Labriformes; Labridae
Product: complement factor H-like
Exons: 14
Coding region: 157-2466 (769 amino acids)
Source: RefSeq, a predicted model, not a curated record
GAGUCUAAAAUCAGAGCCAGAGGCCGGGACAGACUUGCGUAAAUCAUUGAGCAAUCCGUUUUUUGCCUGUGAAAUCCGGCAGCUCUCUCUGUGUAUAAUAGUGUUUCAGUCUCCAUUUGCUACUUCUGUGUGACUGUUCUGGGCUAUGAAGGUAAAAUGCACGGAAUAACCAGAAGCUGUGUCCUGUUUUUAUGGAUUCAAACACUGACACUAGUAAAGAGUCAAGACUGUACACGUCAGCAGUUUUUUAACAGUCCCCUGUUUGAUGCAAAUUUUGACACAACUUCUCUGGAGGCCAGUUACUCCCCAGGAAGACAAGUGAGAGUGGGCUGCAAUGUGGGCUUCAGUGGCUUCUUCAAACUGAUCUGUGCCGAUGGAAAAUGGGAGUCAAAAGGAACCAAAUGUCAACUAAGAUCGUGUGGUCAUCCUGGCGAUGCCCAGUUUGCAGAUUUCCAGCUGAAAGAAGGAGACGACUUUGUGUUUGGGUCACAAGUUGUGUACACCUGUCAAACAGGUUAUCAGAUGGUCAGUAGGAGUAACUCUCGGCGCUGCAUGGCUGAAGGCUGGGAUGGAAUUGUUCCUGUCUGUGAGGCCCGUCAGUGCCAAGUGAUUCAUGUGGAUGACAACGUUCUGGUGACAGGGGAUCCAGAGGAAGCGACCUAUGGAAAUGUGUUGGGAUUUAGGUGCAAGUCCAACGCACAUGUUCUAAAGGGUUCACCAGAGAUAUAUUGUGACGAAAAUGGAGAGUGGAGCAGCAAAGAGCCAACAUGUGAAGAGAUCAAAUGUUCAGUACCUGUGAUUGAUAAUGGACGCAUGACUGGAGAUUUGCGAGAUUACAGGGAAAAUGAAGUCCUGCAUUUUGUUUGUCAUACAAAGUUCCAAAAACAGAGCGAAAUACUUUCAAAAUGCAUAAAACUGGGAAAUUCAGCUGCGUUUAGCCCUGCACCUGUCUGUGAACCAACAAAAUGUAAACUGCCCACCCAUUUUAGAGGAUCCAGUUACGACCCUGAAUACACAACUGUGUUCUCACCUGGUGAGAGAGUCACAGUCAAUUGUGGUGACAAGUAUUAUAUUACUACACCUCUGAUCACGUCAGCCACAUCUACAUGUAUGGAUGAUGGAAAUUGGGAUAUCACACCUUUAUGCCAAGAGGUCAGAUGCAGAAAUGAAAAAGGCCUGAAUGUGAAUUAUUGGGGUGUCAGAUGGAACCACUUACUAAGACUGGAUGACACUGUAAGUUAUAACUGUCAGACUGGAUACAGGGCAAAAUCCAACCAAGCCACAUGCACCAGAGAUGGAUGGACUCCGGAACCACUUUGUGAAGUAAGAACAUGCACAAAAAAGAUGGUCUUGAAUGCAAACAUAGUGAGCAACGAUAAGGAGUCAUACAUUUAUGAUGAAAGGGUCAGGUAUGUCUGCAAGGAUGGAUAUGAAGGAGAAUUUACUCUCACCUGUAUGGGAAAUCGGUGGAAUGGAAAUGCACAAUGUACAGUGAAAAGGUGUCAACAAAUGGACAUCCCAGGUGCAUAUAUUAUCCAGAAUAACAGGAGAAUUUACGACCAUGACCAACAAGUCAUAUAUAGAUGCCAGGAAGAUCCUUACCAACAGAUUACUGUUACCUGUCAAAAAGGUGAAUGGACUGGGGUUCAGAGCUGUCAAGGAUGUCCAAAAAUUGAAAUUGCAAAUGGAUUUGUUGUUGCUGAAGAAGAUGACAAAGCGUACUACACCUGCUAUGAUGGUUAUAAACUUUUCACCAAUGGCUGGUGGGGCGAAGCCAUAUGCAUAAGCAAACGGUGGACUGGACUUGAAGACUGCAUUGAGAACAGUCAGUGUGGAGAGCCUCCUGUGAUUCCCAAUGGGAGGGUCACACCUAGAACUCGACGAUCUCUCCAGCUUGAAUGUGACAAUGGAUUCAAUGCUCAGGUUCAAAGAUUGACCUGCGAAGGGGGAAACUGGUAUUUUGGUGGAUUCUCACCUGAGACACUGUGUAUCCAUUCCAUCAAACCCUGCAACCCACCACCUAGAGUUGCGAAUGCAGUAAUCAUGGCGUCUUUUCAAAAGCAAUACUUGUCUGGCUCUGAAGUAGUUUAUGUGUGCCGUGAGGAGUACAGAGCUGAGGGAGACGACAGGAUUCAAUGCAUAGAUGGCCAGUGGGAACAGAAGAACUUCAUAUGUACAUCAUCCACAGCUCUCCCAGCUGUCCCAGAUCCUUUAGCAGCUGUCACAGAUCCCGAAGCUCUCCCAGCUGACCCAGAUCCCAAAGCAGCUGUCUCAGAUCCCAAAGCUCUCCCAGCUGACCCAGAUCCCAAAGCAGCUGUCACAGAUCCCGAAGCUCUCCCAGCUAACCCAGAUCCCAAAGCAGCUGUCUCAGAUCCCGAAGCUUUCCCAGCUGACCCAGAUCCCAAAGCAGCUGUCUCAGAUCCCAAAGCUCUCCCAGCUGACCCAGAUCCCAAUGUAGCUGUCUAAGAUCCCAAAGCUCUACCAGAUCCCAACGUGGAGCAGGACUAAUUGUUAGAGUUCCACUGAAGUACCAAUAAAAAUCAUCAGAAAUGUAUAUUUUUAUGUAACUUUUUGCAUGUGUUGUUUGGACAGAAAAAAGAGAAAGAGAAGAUGGGUCUGCAUUAUUUUUAUGAAGUAGCUUUCUUAUACUGCAACCUUAUUGUGUUUCAGUAAAUAUGAAUAUGCUGUUGAAUAUAAGGACAUUGCUGUGACAUUAAUUGUGUUGUCUUCUAUUAUUUCUAAAAAUAAAGCCUAUAAUGAAAGGGUUCUGUACAA